Molecule: messenger RNA, 5031 nt
Organism: Pseudomyrmex gracilis
Lineage: Eukaryota; Metazoa; Arthropoda; Insecta; Hymenoptera; Formicidae
Gene: aop
Product: ets DNA-binding protein pokkuri
Exons: 5
Coding region: 275-1705 (476 amino acids)
Biological process (GO): cell differentiation; regulation of transcription by RNA polymerase II
Cellular component (GO): nucleus
Molecular function (GO): sequence-specific DNA binding; DNA-binding transcription factor activity, RNA polymerase II-specific
Source: RefSeq, a predicted model, not a curated record
CCCGUGUGCGCGCGAGCGCCGUGAUCUUCGACACGAGAAAAAAAUAACGAACAACCACCGGCCGACGAUUUUCGUCUGUUCCAAGCACGGUUUUGCGCGUGCUUGGACGACGACGACGACGACCACGACAACGGCAAGUGAUCAUUUUGCAGUGGACUAUCCUCGGGCGAGGAAAAAAAAGGAUUUUAUUGACGAGACGUCGUCGCAGUCGACAACGGGGGAUCAGCGAUAAACGGGGCAGCAAUUGAGUAAUCGUUAAAUCUAAAGGCGUGUUAUGAAAUUACUGCCAAUAUCGCUGCCUCAGCUGCCGGCAGUUUCCGGCGGAAUGACCGGAAUGGAUUCCCGAUUGCCACCGGCUAUAGCGUUGCCUUUCCCAUCCACGGAGAUGUUUUGGCGUCAAUAUCCCUCUAUGAGCUUUACACCUACAACUCAUCCGCCGCCCAGUCCUGCCAUGGACUUUAAGACACACUUGCCAUCAAGUUUGGCAUCCGACCCGCGACUGUGGUCGCGCGAGGACGUAGCUUCAUUUCUACGAUGGGCCGAGGGCGAGUUCGAUCUUAAACCGUUCAAUAUGGAAGUGUUCCAGAUGAACGGAAAAGCUUUGUGUUUGCUCACAAAGGUGGAUCUAAAUGAAAGAUGUCCGGGUGCUGGCGAUGUCCUACACAACGUUCUAGCUAUGUUAGCACGUGACUUCAAUCAGAUGCAAAGGUGUUUACCAAGUAGUCCGGUGACUCCAACCAGAUCAUCUGCGUAUCCACUUAGUCCACAUUCGCAUCCCCCAACACCUACGUGGGCAGAGGCACCUGGUUACGUCCAAAGUCUCACAAGUUUGAUGUCGGCUAAUUCUGUAACGUUGUCACCAGCGCCUUCCGUGGAUAGCCAAUCAGGUUCACCUAGCCAUGCGACUGACGCAAAUCAGACACAGGUUUACAAGAGCGACUCGGACGAAGAUAAUCACCAAAUGUCGGGAGGCAAUAACAGUCCACCGAUCACUCCAACCGCUUUGACGGCACAGAGGCACGGCGAAGUAAACAUUAAGGACCAGCCGAGUCCAACACAGUUAUUGCCGCAACUGUCGUCGUUGACAUCGGGUUACCGAUCGAACAAUUCCCUCGCGGCCGCCAGAGAAUUCUUCGGCGAUCCUCCGGAACCUAACACCAAUGGAAGACUGCUCUGGGAUUUUCUCCAGCAGUUACUGAAUGAUCAGUCACAGCGAUACAAGAAUUACAUCGCGUGGAAAGAUCAGAAUUCCGGUACAUUCAAAAUAGUCGAUCCGCCAGGUUUGGCACGACUUUGGGGUAUACAGAAGAACCAUCUUUCCAUGAACUACGACAAGAUGAGUAGAGCUCUGCGAUAUUACUAUCGUGUGAAUAUUCUUAGAAAAGUGCAGGGCGAACGACAUUGCUAUCAAUUUCUACGUAAUUCACAAGAACUUAAGAAUAUCAAAAACAUAUCGUCGCUGCGCCAUCAGAUGCGAAUAAAACUUGAACCGGAAGAAGAGGCUGCUUUUUCUGCAAGUCCUGAAGCAAAACUAGAACAAGAACCGGAAGCGGACAUGCCAACAGAUCUUUCGAUGUCUAGUAUGAACCAGCCAAUGAGCGAGCAGCAACAGCAACCCCUCUCGUUGCACGACCCACCUGCCAAGUACAGAAGUCACGCGUACAAUCUCGUUAAGACCAAUCAGGAACCGGAAGAGAGGAAGUGACGCGGGACCUAGCGAUGGCAGGAACGCAAUGAUCACGCGUAAUCGUUAAUUCCGCCGCGCGUAAUCUGAACGCACUGACGGCCAAAAACGGCUCAACGCAGAAUAGAUUCCAUAUCGACAACCAAUCGACGAAUCAUAUAAAAUGUGUAUAAUAAAUCGUCAAGUGUUUGAAAUAACUUUGUUUCAUCGAUUUGAAGAAGAUAUUGGUAUCGUUCAUGUGGUGGUGACACGCGCGAAGGUCGUCAUUGGAGCGUCGGAAGACGCAAAAAGGAAACGAAAGAAAGUGUAAAUGUGAAACAAUUGCUCUGUAAAUAAAUACAAAAAGACACUCUAUGAACACAGUGAUUUAUAUAAAACGAGAACACACACACACACACACGCGUAACAAACUCUCGGGGAUACGACAAAUCUUCCAACAAUGUCAUCAGAAUGCAAUUAGGUAGAGAAUUUAUUUAAAUCUAAUUUGCGAAAACAAAACGGGCGCACAUUUUCUACACUGCAAAAAGACGCGGAUUCUCUUCUAUAAAUAUAAGGGAUCAAGAAAUAUUGGAUUCAUAUGUAUAGCUUACGGUCAACAACAUUAGAUUCUUUGUGUUCUCUACUUAGCAGCCGGGAUAAGCAAUUUGCCACUUGCAAUUAUACGAAAAUAGUCAUUUUCGUUUGUUAUAUGUAAGAGUGUGAUAAAGAAGCGCGGAAAAAGAGCGCGUAUUGCCAAUAUCACCCGACGGCGCAAAUCGAAAAACGAUUCGCCCUCACGUGAAUUUUCGUCGAGUCGUUGUGCGCCGAUAGGACGCUUCGAUCUGAAGCUGAAUCUUCGCGGAUAUUCCGCCCCUAUCUCUUUUUUCCCUCACUCCCCUCGUAACGGGGGCGAACGAUAUGCGUAUUGUCGGGCAAAACAUUUCCCUUUUACAACGACAAGAUGUGUAUAAAAUGUACUACGGACUUAGGUACCUACGCGCUUAAGGAAAAAAAAAAUACAUACGACGAUUUAAUGUACAAAGAUGCUAGAGGGAGAACUGUUACCAGGUCUUUCCUUUCUUUCCUUUCUUUUUGUCUGUUUUUUUUGUUUUGUUUUUAUAAUUUUAAGUAUCUCUGUGAUGUGAUUUUAAUUUUUUUUUUUUUUUUUCGGCGAAACGAAUAAUCCGCGAAAUAUAGUUGAUCCCCAAAGAGAGAUUCCACUUGAUUUGAGAUACAUUCAUGCAGAUGCAUCACAGAAAAAUUUAUACGUUAUAAACGUUUCCAGGAGACUCUACACAAGGUAUAAAGAGCUUGACAAAAUCCUUUAACGACGCGCACGCGCGCGCAAUUCAAUAACAUUUUUACAUAUAUUACGCAAAGCGGAUUCUAGGAAAGAGAGAGAAAGAGAGAGAGAGAGAUUUAACUGGAUUUUCUUAAGCUCUUACUGCAUAUGUGCUGAAACGGUUUUCCGUUACUUUGACGUAUUUGUGCCAAGAAUUGCUGUUUAAUAAGAGAAGAGAUUUUAUGUAUUUAAUCCCUCUCCCCCUUCCCAUGUAUUUAGACGUCCGUUCCAAGAAAGAGACUUUGGAACAAAGUAUUGUAUACUGCUCGCGCUCGAUAUCAGCGGAGUAUGAUUUAAGACACGUUAUAACCGAGUGUAAUCGAACAUACGUUGUAGGAAAUGUAUAUAAAAAAAAAAAAACUACUAAUCGUAACGAAGGGGAUUCAAUUGUAAAUGCAGACGAAAGAUAAAAAAAAAAAAAAACGCUCUGUUAUUAGAAAAAUAGGUGAAAGAAUUUUAUGGAAGAAAAAUUCGGGGCCAGAGUUAGAGUAUAAAUAAAUUUAUCUAUAGAAGAGAAGGUAUAUAUAUAUAUAUAUAUUUUACUAUCAAAAUUUAUAUUCGAAAUUUCUACGUUUGUUGCCGGUGCGCGAUUGUGGCUUACAUUCCACGACCCUACAUUUGGAGGAUUGCCUGUGAAAAAGUAACAUGCGAAAGUUCGAAAACGCGAGAGAAAUAAAUAAAAGCAAGGAAAUAAGACACGCGUAUACAAUUAGGAAAACAGGUUUUAAGAAGAUUACUAAUCGUAUUUUUGCAUUUGAGAAUAUAAAACCGAGAAAGUAUGAGAAAUUUUACGUGUGAGUGCAAAGGAGAGAAAGAGAGAGAGAGAGAGAGCAAGUUACGUCGAAUGGAUAUGUAUAUAUAUAGUCGAUUAUCCGUAUCGUGUGAAAACUCACUCAUCGGGAAUAACUAAAACUUCUACAUUUAGUAUUUUUUUCUCAAAUUAGUUUCGCUGCGAUAUCAGAGAAUUGAAACAAAAGGUAGUGCAAAAUGUGUUAAUUACAUGCGCUAGUUUGAAUUUCGAUGCAUAAAACAAGAAAUAUCGUGUGACGAUUAUAUACAUAACAUUAGUAUUGCACAUAUGUUGACAUUUGCAAGCAUAAUCAAUGCAAGAGACGUUUGCGGACAUUUCGUCAAUUCGUAAUAUACAAAAAGUUUGAUUUUUUUUUCCUCCCAGGGUACGGAUAUUUGUCUGUAUAAAUAAAUACCGUUGAUACAUAUUUGGCUUUUUAUAUACUGUGAUCUCUACUUACAGAAAUAAAGCAAAGAGAGUUGCAUAUAUUAUAUAUACAUAUAUAUAUAUAUAUAUUAUAACUAAGUAGGUAUUACGUAAAUGAAAUGCAAGCGCGUGGAGAAGCACGCGCAUGUUUUGUAGCUAGAAUGAAACGGUUGUCAAGAGACAAGUGCGUGAUGUUAUCGAGAUAAGAGAAAAAUGUGUAAUAUCUUACAAUCGUGUAAAUAAUUUUUACGUGGACAAAUAUCAGAGAAAAAGGCAGUUUAUAUAUAUAUAUAUAUAAUUAUACAUAUAUACGAUAUAUGUAACAGGAUAUACGAGGACAACCAAGUUGCAAUGCGUCUGUCUAAGGUGGGAAGAAAAAGUUUAUAUAUCGUUUCGCGUGUGUAUAAAAGUGAACCAUGUAAAAUUCUAGAAACUAGGACGGUUUUAUUAUAUAACUUGUUAUGCAGAGUAUGAAAUGAUAAAUGUUGUAAAUAUAGACUUAUUUAGUUAUUAAGAACACGCGUGUGUACUAUUACCCUCAACUCGUCCAAUAUACAAUCCGCUAAAAAUAAAUUUUUAUCAAACAAAAAACCAUCGACCAGAUUUGCAAUGCAUUAUUUUUUUGAACACCAAUAUUGCUUUUUUUUUGUUUUUAAUUUCUUCUGCAUCAAUCACAUAAAGUUGUCAUAGUCCCGGAUGAUACGUCUAAUGUAAAUGAUUGUUUGUUCUAAGAAUAUUUCAUCAACAAAGUCAAAUUCAGAAUUUGAAAUCAAACUUUUUUUUCUGUACAAAAUGUUGAAGAUAUAAAAC